CUCUUUCUGGUUGCCGUAAUCAAGUGGGAAUGUUGAAUGUGGGAAUGUUGACUAGCCGAAAAUUGGUGAAGGCGGUGUUGCCGCUGACGUUACCCGGAUCUCUGAUCCUCAUGUCAGGACGGGUUUUUGCUGCCAGCGAGAACGAAGAAAGCGAAGAACCAACUCUGCUUACAGAUGAGCUCUCUCUGUACACCACCCCACACACUCGAGUGCAGUGCGUGAAGCCGGAAGUCGGCCCUGUGGAGCAGAGUGUGGCGUCUCUGAGGAAAUCAGCAGAGCCGUAUACAACAUGGUUUCAGGAAAAGACAUCAUACGCGGUGGAUAAAGCAGAGGAGUAUUAUAAGACCAUGGAGCCUGGUAUUGAAGCAUCUGUACAGACUGUGAGAGACACUUCUGAGUUUCUGAUGAAUCCUCCGCCCAAGUUCUACCCAAGUGUCGGUGCCGUGGGUUUUUCCGCAAUCCUCGGACUUUACCUCGCUAAAGGUGGCAGGGUAAAACGACUUCUCUUCCCGACUGGACUGAUGACUCUGAGCGCCUCCAUGUUUUACCCACAGCAUGCUGCCUCUCUGGUCAAGGAGGCUAAAAACCAGAUGUUCACUUUGGGUUCUCAGACACGUGUGCUUUUGGAGGACGUGUGGAAGAGAAAAUCACCCGGCAAGGAGGUGAGCGCAGAGAACAGGAAGAAUUGAAACAGAUAAAGGACAGAUGAAGUAUUAAUAAGGAAAGUUCAUCUCCAGCUGAAAGAGUCUUGACACUUCUUCAUUCCUUGUCAUCAGUUUUAUACCGGUAUGAACUCCACCACUCAGCAGUGUGUAUUCAGUAUAUGAAUCAGUACAGAACGUCUCUCCUGCUGUGUAAACAGUGCUGUUUGUCUGCAUUAUUUCGUGCCAUUUAAUAUAUGUAUUUUAGCAGGGUUUUUCUUCAUUAAUGCCCAGAUGCUUGCAGUCAGCCAGGACAUCAUUUUCUAUCUGACGGUACAAGAAAUUGAUUUGAUUUAAAAUCAUCAUCACCAUCAUUAUCAUCACCACCACUACCACCUUUAUCAUCAUCAUCAACAACAAUACCACCUCCAUCAUCAUCAUCACCACCAGCAUCAUCACCACCACCAUUGUCAUCAUCAUCACCAUCCCCAUCAUUAUCAUCACUAUCAUCCCCACCACCACCAUCAUCAUCAUCAUCACCAUCAUCACCACACUAUGAUCAUCACCAUCAUCAUGACCACCACCAUCACUACUACCACCAUCAUUACCAUCACUAUGAUCACCACCACCACCACAAUCCUCAUCAUUACCACCAUCAUCACCACCACUACCAUCAUCUCCAUCACCAUCAUCUCCACCACCAUCAUCAUCUCCACCACCACCAUCAUCACCAUCAUCAUCUCCAUCAUCAUCUCCACCAGUAUCAUCAUCUCCAUCACCAUCAUCAUCUCCAUCAUCAUCAUCUCCACCACCAUCAUCAUCUCCAUCACCAUCAUCAUCUCCACCACCACCAUCAUCUCCACCAGUAUCAUCAUCUCCAUCACCAUCAUCAUCUCCAUCAUCAUCUCCACCAGUAUCAUCAUCAUCAUCUCCAUCAUCAUCUCCACCAGUAUCAUCAUCUCCAUCACCAUCAUCAUCUCCACCAGUAUCAUCAUCUCCAUCACCAAAAUGCAGAUUGUAAUGAUUUGUACAGAUUGUUUGACAGAUAAACUGUUAGAUAAUUUAGUUAGAAGUGUGUGCUUAUUAAAAUUGUAUUUAAUGUAAACUUUGUUCAUAUUUAUGUUCAGGAAAUAUUUUAAUUUUGUAUAACGUGUUUAUCCAAAUGAAGUAAUGAAGUCAGAAAUUAAUCUCAUUAAAAUAUUUGCUUUAAAACUGUAUAUUAUAUUAUUGUUGUAUUUAUUACAUUAUAUUACUGUCAUAUUACUAUCUUUUCUACAUGUUGUUCCACCUGUGGGACACACCCACUCUAGUCUGAACCUUGAGAUCGUUCCACCUGUGGGACACACCCACUCUAGUCUGAACCUUGAGAUCGUUCCACCUGUGGGACACACCCACUCUAGUCUGAACCUUGAGAUCGUUCCACCUGUGGGACACGCCCACUCUAGUCUGAACCUUGAGAUCGUUCCACCUGUGGGACACGCCCACUCUAGUCUGAGAUGUGUAAGCCUUUCACUUGUGGGACACGCCCACUGUAGUCUGAACUGUGAGAGCGUUUCACCUGUGGGACACGCCCACUCUAGUCUGAACUGUGAGAGGGUUCCACCUGUGGGACACGCCUGCUCUUGUCUGAACUGUGAGAGUGUCUCAGAUGGGGAGAAGUGACGCUGGACAGUAAAAACCUUUCUGUGGUUCAUCUGAAGCACACACGCUGUUGGAGACGCUGACUCAGAGCGUCCUGAUGCAGAGUGCAGGGUUUAAAGACUGGUGUGUGAUUGGACAGGAGGACAGCAGUCUGAUUUAGAGAAGAGACUGAAUGAAAAUGGGGAAGAAGAAAGAAGGUGGAGUUGUACUGAGAGGCAGCGGUCAGUUUGUCCUACGAUAUGAUGUUAGGAAGAAGUGUGGUGUUUCUGCCACAGCCAGCACUCGCCUCUUCCUCUGGGACAAACCAAGUGAUAAAAUUUAUUUAUUUAUUUAUUUAUUUAUUUAUUUAUUCAUUUAUUCAUUUAUUUAUUCAUUCAUUCAUAUUUAAGUUUCACUAGUGCUUUAAGUAUAUUCUACACUUUCUAUCAAUUUCUCUAUUGAACAUGUUACAAUGGUGAAUGUUUUUUUCCUCAGACAUAAAAUGCAUAUUUAUUUUAUUUUAUUUAUCCACAUUUCUCACGACUGGACGUUGUAUAUUCACUAGCAGAAAUGCUUCACCACAUACUGUGUCAAUGUCAGUGUCUGUAUCUAUCAUUUCAAAGCGUUACAUUAAAACCAGAUACUGAAGUGUA
Molecule: messenger RNA, 2914 nt
Organism: Hemibagrus wyckioides
Lineage: Eukaryota; Metazoa; Chordata; Actinopteri; Siluriformes; Bagridae
Gene: apoob
Product: apolipoprotein O, b
Exons: 9
Coding region: 30-689 (219 amino acids)
Biological process (GO): cristae formation
Cellular component (GO): MICOS complex
Source: RefSeq, a predicted model, not a curated record